This is a messenger RNA of Hippocampus zosterae (dwarf seahorse), 1452 nucleotides long. RefSeq names its product timeless interacting protein (gene tipin). Gene Ontology annotation, cellular component: nucleus; replication fork protection complex. Lineage: Eukaryota; Metazoa; Chordata; Actinopteri; Syngnathiformes; Syngnathidae. Bases 109 to 969 code for a protein of 286 amino acids. The transcript has 8 exons. Gene Ontology annotation, molecular function: DNA binding. The record is from RefSeq and is a predicted model, not a curated record. Gene Ontology annotation, biological process: DNA replication checkpoint signaling; DNA damage response; replication fork processing.
UAUCUAUAAAGGUCUAUAAAAAAUGGGUUCAUACCGGAAGUUGUUGUCGGAAUUGUCCGUAUGUUCUUUUGCGGCGUUCGCUGGUUUGGCUGACAGGUGCUGGAUAUCAUGGUUAAAACUCGUGAAAACGACAGCUUUGAGACCUUCUCUCCUCUCCCUCCACCUCCGUCCCCGGGCCAGCGAGGAGACCCGUUUGAUGAAGAAGCUGGUGAGGUGUCCAAGCUUGCUGAGGUUCCCGCUGCCAAAAGGAAAACAGUGAAGAGACCACAGCCCAAGUUGGACUCCCACAGACUGACGUCUGAAAAAGGACUUCUGGCUCUGCGAACACUUUUUGACCAUGUCCACUUCAAAGGCAAAGGGCAUGAGGCGGAGGACGUGCGGCUGCUGAUGCAUAAGAUGGAGAACUGGGCGCACAGGUUGUACCCCAAACUUCAGUUUGAAGAUUUCAUUGACAAAGUGGAGAAGCUGGGCGCCAAGAAGGAGGUGCAGACUUGUCUUAAAAGGAUACGCCUGGACAUGCCACUGAUACAUGAAGAUUUUACUGGGGACGAUGAGGUUCCUCCCGAAUCCGACAUGGUGGGAGAUUCCGAUCCAUUUAGCAGUCAGAGGUUGCCGAUCCACUCCACCCCAGCGCCCGCUGGCCCACUUGCCGCCUCCCUCACAGAUGAGCAGCGCCAACGCAUGGAGCUCAACAGACAGCGGGCCCUGGAGAAGAGGCUCGCUCGCCAGCAGCAGCUCUCGGACUCGUCAUUGCAAGCAGGCGAGUCCUCCGUGAACAACUCAGAACAUGCUGUCAGUGUCAACCGUUCCAAAGGACAAGAGGAUGAUGAUGAUGAAGAACCAGCCAGGAUCAGCUACUCCCAGCAGCCUAUUAAGACCUCCCAGUCAUCGACUUUGUUAGAAAGCUGUGAGAGCGCCCACCCCACCCCACCACUCAGCAAGAGCAGUGACGAUGCAGAUGAAUGCUGAAUAAUGUGAACUAUUUGACUCAAUUUAGCUUUAAAUCAUUGCAUUCAACUGCUGUUCCUCUUUACAGAUCAUACAUGUUGUAAUUAAAAGGGAUGUUUUACGAUUCAAAAUCUGUUGCAAUUACGUUCCACUUAACACAUUCACUCCCAAAGACGUUUUUCAACGUCUUUUCAGACUUGGUCCAGAAUUGGCUGGUACUGAAUGAGUUAAAGUAGAGCACAAAAGCAAAUGUAUGCAGAUUCUGUUAGAAUGUGAAGUCAAGUGAAAAGAAAAGACAAAGGCAUACUGCAAAUUUUGUUAGCAAUUUCAAGUGCCCAUCUUCUUUCCUGUCGAGGUUGCUCAGAUCAGAAGGAAGCCUUCUCCCCUUGUACUCUAAAACAAAUUAGCUCAUUGACACGUUUGAGUUUAGGCCGGGUGUUGUUUGUUUGCUUCCACACUAAACUAACACUUGUAUUAAAUUAAAUGCAUGUCAUGACUGUACAA